CCUGUACAGUCCAAUCCCCCCUGACUGGACAAUUUCAAUCAAAGUUCUAUUAAAGAUAAUCUUACAUUCGUUGUUCGUACUACUUGAUAGAAUAGCAUUUACCCAUGCGCUGUGCAGGCAAGGCAUCGGACUUAAACAAAACCCCAGACCUCUUUUAGCCCGUACUUAAGGUCGCACGAAACUAUGACGAAGAUCAAAAUGAUCAACGAGUGAAGACUAUGCCGCAUCGUCGAUACGAUGACUACGACAAACAAUUAUCGGUGGCGGCACGCAGCAGCAACGGGAUCAGGAGCAGCAUAACGCGGGGCCAGAGGGUUCCCAUAACAUAGCACGGGUACGGGUGCGAGUACAACAAAAGCGGGCUCUUCUCUUAUUCUGCACAAGCACACAAUUGAAUCAUAGCAUUAUUCGAAGAAGAAAGAAAACGAUGGAAGAAGAAGUAAGACACAACGAAAGAAAUCAACUAAGACGUCAGCGAGGGCCAAGACGUAGGGGAGAUGAACCACUUUAUAAAAAACACGUCUUGUUAUAUGGAGAGGCACAGGCAUGUGCGCACUCAGUGAAGACUGUGAGAAAUCGACUCCGGAAUAGUUUCCCACGGUAUAACAAUCUCUGUGAGCUGCUUUAUUAUUUUAUGUGAGUAAACGACGCGACCGGCGGCGAUGAUCGGCAGGCAAGGCAACAACCAACACGAUCGCAACAUUAAAUCUCGAUGAAGUAAGCCGGUUAUGGUGAGGGGAACGACAAGAAAAAAGCCUUUAUAAGUGAUCGUAUAGUCGGCAAGUCGAGUCAUUCAUACCAAAGUCGUUGCAGUGUGAAGAUCACUUCUAUUUUAUUUUGUAUUUUGUGAUUUUUAUAUAUUUUAAAGAAGUGAAAUAAAAAGUAAUGGUUCUCGAGAUGGAAAUGUCAAAGACCUAUCAAUACCGCAAAGUUAUGAAACCAAUGCUGGAACGCAAGCGUCGUGCAAGGAUUAAUAAGUGUUUGGAUGAAUUAAAAGACAUUAUGGUGGAGUGCCUUACUCAGGAAGGAGAACACAUAACCCGGUUGGAAAAGGCUGACAUCCUCGAAUUGACUGUAGAACAUAUGAAGAAGCUACGUGCGCAAAAACAAUUACGUCUUGGAGGUGUUAUUGCCGGUAUCCAUGACUCAAAAGUGACAAUUGCAGAAAGUUUUCGCGCUGGAUACGUGCAUGCAGCAAACGAGGUUUCGAAAACCUUAGCCACAGUACCAGGAGUAAGUGUGGAUUUGGGAACUCAACUUAUGAGUCAUCUUGGACAUCGUCUCAACUAUUUACAAGUUAUUGUGCCAACUGUUCCUGUAACAAAUAAUUCACCAACCACCCCUUUGUUUCCACUCGUGACACCAAGCUCUCUUUCUGGGGGGUUUUACGAGCAAGAGGGCAACCAUAAUCUUUUGGCUAUAACACCACCUCCAUCGGAAUGCAGCAGUGAUAGUGGUAGUUGCAGCCCAACUCCAAGUGAAUCUUCAAGUGUUUGGCGACCAUGGUGAAUCGACAAUUGAAGAACAAUGUGGCUACUGAUUCUUCGUAAACAAAUUUAAAAAAGCUGCUAGUUACGUUGUCAGCUAAAAAGUUUUGUUGUUGAAAUAAUACUGACAAUGAAGCAGUUUUCACCAAAUGAGCGGAUUCUUGAAGGAUUAAAAAACGUUAAACGGGAAUGUUUGACUAAAACGUGGAAAAAAAUCUUUAUUUACAAUUGAUUCUACCACAUCUACGAGUCUGAAAGUUGACUUAAGUAAAUUGAAUUGUAUACGAUGUGUUUUCGAAAAUUCUUGAAACUUUAAAAAAAUUGAAAAUUUUAUAAAUAAAAAGAACAAACUUAUAUACA
Messenger RNA from Eupeodes corollae, 1847 nucleotides. RefSeq names its product enhancer of split mbeta protein (gene E(spl)mbeta-HLH). Lineage: Eukaryota; Metazoa; Arthropoda; Insecta; Diptera; Syrphidae. Gene Ontology annotation, biological process: anterior/posterior pattern specification; regulation of transcription by RNA polymerase II; regulation of neurogenesis. Gene Ontology annotation, molecular function: protein dimerization activity; DNA-binding transcription factor activity, RNA polymerase II-specific; RNA polymerase II cis-regulatory region sequence-specific DNA binding. Gene Ontology annotation, cellular component: nucleus. Bases 886 to 1509 code for a protein of 207 amino acids. The record is from RefSeq and is a predicted model, not a curated record. The transcript has a single exon.